Messenger RNA from Penicillium vulpinum, 1047 nucleotides. RefSeq lists its product as uncharacterized. NCBI's taxonomy places the organism in Eukaryota, Fungi, Ascomycota, Eurotiomycetes, Eurotiales, Aspergillaceae. The coding region runs from base 1 to 1047 and encodes 348 amino acids. The transcript has a single exon. The record is from RefSeq and is a predicted model, not a curated record.
AUGUUGAUCAUCGUAUUGAUAACACUUCUUGCUCUAUACACUCCGACACAAGCUCAUUCUUGGGUGGAAGAGCUCACCGUCAUUGCACCAAAUGGAACUUUUGUCGGCACUCCAGGAUAUGCCCGAGGGAACUACUUGCGCACGACAUCGGGCUUUAGCGACACCGCCAUGACCUACUUGAUUCCUCCCAACACAAGGGCAAAUGUGACUGAGAUUCUGCCAACCGACAAGAUGUGCAAGGACACCCAGCAGGAUCAGACUCAGUCCGAGGGAAGCCCUCGGCUCCAAGCCAGCGCUGGGGCGGCGAUUGCUCUUCGCUACCAAGAGAACGGCCAUGUCACACUUCCUCAAACCCAGCCCGGAAAGCCCGCGAAUCGAGGAACUGUUUAUGUAUAUGGCACCACUGAGCCCAAGACAGGCGAGAAAUUCCUCGAUGUCCAUGGAGCCUGGACCCAAGAUGGCACUGGAGGUGAUGGACGGGGGGUGCUCCUGUCAGUACAGAACUACGACGAUGGCCGUUGCUACCAGGUCAAUUCGGGGGAAAUCUCAGGGACUCGACGAGCGAAGUACACCCACACAGCAGAUCCGCAGAUGGGAGCAGACCUCUGGUGUCAGCAGGAUAUUCAACUGCCCUCAAACGCUCCCAGCGGAAAGCCUUACACAAUUUAUUGGGUGUGGGACUGGCCCACCGCUGCAAGUGUUGAUCUCACAUAUCCUAAUGGAAAGGCCGAGAUAUACACAACUUGUAUGGAUGUGGAUUUGGUGAACAUAGUCACCAAGCAGGCAAUCAAGAGUGACUAUGAUAUUGACCAAGAUCUCAACAAUGCUGCAAUCCCUUCACAGUUCGAUGCACUUGGCAGUCCAAUAUCUUCACAGGUACCAUCACAGGUAUCCUCUCAGGUAUCUUCUCAGCCGACCACUUCCUCCCAGCCAACAACUUUUGUCACAUCGGUAGCUAUGACAGGGGUUGAACCUAAAACAGUGACAGUGACAGAUUGGGAGAUCAGCACAAGCACUGUAUUUGUGCCUGGGAGUCAACCCACGUAA